Amphimedon queenslandica is the source of this 987-nucleotide messenger RNA. Its product is annotated as RNA-binding protein 12-like. Gene Ontology annotation, molecular function: RNA binding. Lineage: Eukaryota; Metazoa; Porifera; Demospongiae; Haplosclerida; Niphatidae. Bases 88 to 903 code for a protein of 271 amino acids. The record is from RefSeq and is a predicted model, not a curated record. The transcript has 6 exons.
UGAACUACAUUACUAUACUACAGCUCGACACGUGUUACACAACCAACUUGAUCCUCUCUCUCUUUCGUCAUCAUACUCUUGAUCAUCAUGUAUCGUUCAUUGUUAAGAAGAGCUUUCAUCAUUAGCAGUAGUGCAAGGAUGAUGUCCACUGCCCCAGAGGCUAAUAAUUUAUGGGCAUUAGAUAAACCAAGUUCCCUAAAAAGAGUUAGCAGCUCCCCAGUCAGUAAUUAUAGGCUUGUAAACUUCAGCAAUAGAGGACUUAAAAGAGACUGUAGCACUGCAACACCUUCUGGAGAAGCAGAGGGAGAGAGUGUAAACCAAGGAGUGAUUCAGAACUGUCUCCUCCUGAAAGGGAUCCCAUGGGAGACAACAGUUGACAAGGUUACUGCAUUUUUCGGCGACUUGAGUUCAAAUAUAGUGGAAGAUGGUAUACACUUACUCUAUGAUAAAUUUGGUCAAUCCACUGGUCAGUGCAUAGUACAUAUGACUGAUGCAGCGUCAGUUCAAAAUGCUGUAGGGAUGCUCAAUAGACAUUAUCUUGGCAAUCGCUAUGUUGAUUUAAUUCCAUGCUCCAAUUAUUAUGCCAAAUAUCAAGUGGCAAGGAUGAAGAGAGACAAUAUCAAGAGUACGGAGAGCAUUGAUGACAAGAAAUUAAAUCGAUUAACCCCACUAACCAUUAUUAAAGCGGGCGGGCUACCAUUUUCAGCCAAUGUCACGGAUCUGGUCAAUUUCUUUGUUGAAUUUAACGUCCCAGCUAGUAAUAUUAAUAUUGUUUAUGAUGGUACGAAUAGGUCUGUGGGUAUAGCUUUUGUUGGUUUCCAGUCACGUAGUGACGCUGUGGAUGCUGUAAAGAAGCUAGAUCGCGAAUACAUUGGAAGACGUUAUGUUGACCUGCACUUGUAGUUAUAAUAUUUAAAUAACUUGAUGUUAUUAAAUAAGAUAAGAUUAUUAGUACUUGCUCAAUAAGUGAGCAAGACGAAUGAGAUA